Messenger RNA from Salpingoeca rosetta, 1326 nucleotides. RefSeq lists its product as uncharacterized. The transcript has a single exon. Bases 1 to 1119 code for a protein of 372 amino acids. NCBI's taxonomy places the organism in Eukaryota, Choanoflagellata, Craspedida, Salpingoecidae. The record is from RefSeq and is a predicted model, not a curated record.
AUGCGGCUGCACGCGUUUGCGGUCGCCGCCGCGUGCCUGAUGCUCUUGCACGCAGCGGCUGCAAUGCAAGCAGGAAAGGACAUACCUGCAUACAACCCGUACACGACGACGGAGAAGGCCUACACCACAACCACUGAGGCACCUGCGUACACCGCAACCAAGGCUUACACCACAACCACUGAGGCACCCGCUUACACGACAACCAAGGCCUACACCACCACGACGGAGGCACCUGCGUACACAACCACAAAGGCCUACACCACUACGACUGAAGCGCCGGCUUACACAACCACAAAGGCGUACACCACCACGACAGAGGCACCGGCUUACACCACGGAGAAGAACCCAUAUGCUCCCAAGACCACAACCGAGGCCCCGUCCUACACCACAACCAAGGCCUACACAACAACCAAGGCGUACACCACCACCACGAAGGCAUACACCACCAAGCCUCCCGCCUACACCACGGAAGCGCCCGCUUACACCACACAGCCUCCACAGUACACCACACAGCCUCCACAGUACACCACGCAGCCCCCUGCAUACACCACCAAGCCUCCCGCUUACACCACACAACCACCGCAGUACACAACUGAGGCGCCGGCCUACACGACUCAACCACCACAGUACACGACGCAGCCACCAGCUUACACCACGCGGCCCGCCUACCCCAGGUACACCACCCAGCCACCCCAGUACACCACCCAGCCACCACAGUACACGACGCAGCCACAGUACACCACCCAGCCCCCCGUCUACACGACGCAACCACCCAAGUACACGACAAAGCCACCUGUCUACACCACGCAGCCCCCAGUCUACACGACCCAGCCGCCCAAGUACACGACCCAGCCACCUGCCUACACGACGACCACCAAGUGCAACAACGCCUACGGCGGCUGCGAUGACGUGGCGCAGGGCGAUCCCAGCGGCAACACGGACUCGUCCGCCUCUGGCGCCAACGGGUCUGGCCUCUCCGCCGGUGCCAUUGCAGGCAUCGUUGUUGGCGCGCUGCUGCUUGUCGGCGUUGUUGUUGGCGGCGCCUUCUACGCAACGAAGAAGCGCCAGCAAACCGUCCUCCCGACGAACAACACGCCAGCCGAGGCGGACCACGCCUAAAGGCAUCUGAAUGUUUCGUGAAUGUUUGUGAGUGUUUGUGUGUGUUUGUGUGCGAGAGUGCACGCAGUGGUUUGUACCUACUCCCGCGUUGUUGUUGAUGUCCCAUUCCUAUGCUGGUGUUGAGGCACGUUGUCCCCCUGCCUCUCUUGUUGCCCUUUGUGCUAUGUGCGUGCUUGCAUGCCUUCUUCCCUCUUAAAUCUUGCAAGA